Molecule: messenger RNA, 882 nt
Organism: Brassica rapa (field mustard)
Lineage: Eukaryota; Viridiplantae; Streptophyta; Magnoliopsida; Brassicales; Brassicaceae
Product: putative B3 domain-containing protein At2g27410
Molecular function (GO): DNA binding
Source: RefSeq, a predicted model, not a curated record
GUGGUUUGACUAAUCCUAGUAAGAUUAGGAGCAGAGAAAGAGCAAAUCCUGUUAGGAACCAAACUAACAAUAUGUUAUUUAAGAAGAUUACAUUGGCUCUCUCUCUCUCUCUUUAUUUACCUCGGUUGCUUGCAUGUAAAGAAACCUAAUCUUUCUAUCUAACGCUGUCUACAACUCGCGGUUCCCUGCUAGCUUCUUUGCUCCGUUACUUACAUGUCUUCAAAAGAAUCCAUCCCAACGGCGAAAUCUGAUGAUAAUAAGUUUUGGAAGCUGGAUAUGUUGGCAGAACUUUCGAAAAAGGUAUUAGAAGAAAAAGAGGGAGCCAGUGGCACGGAGAAAUCUUCUUCGACACGACCACCCAAGUGGCUUAUGAUGGUGAUGAUGAAAGAAAAGAACGCACACGAUCCAAAACUGAUCAUAAAGAAGAAACUGCACGCGAGCGAUCUCAGCAAAACACAGUCACGUCUCUCAAUGCCUAUAAACCAACUGCUUAGUUCGGAUUUUUUGACGGACGAGGAGACAACAAUCCUACACGAACCGGCGCCAGAACCGGGGAAAAGUACUCGUACAGAAGGCGGUAAAAAAGGCGUGAGUGUGGUCUUGGUGGAUCCUCUGUCAAAAAGGCAUGAGGUUGAAUUAAGGAGGUGGAAGAUGGGUGAAAAUUGGAACUACGUAGUUGUUGGUGGUUGGAACAAUGUGAUUGACCGUAACGAGUUUAAGGUCGACGACGUCACUGUGAUAUGGUCGUUCCGAUAUGGAGGAGGAAAACUAUGUUUGGCUCUCUCUCCUCUGGUAAGAGAAUCUAAACACUCCGGUCAGAGCAGCUCUCGUCGUUCCUGAUAACACACCACCAGUGCUUAAGUCACAAGUAAGAAGGGUUUG